Messenger RNA from Physcomitrium patens, 3000 nucleotides. Its product is annotated as two pore calcium channel protein 1. Gene Ontology annotation, cellular component: membrane. Gene Ontology annotation, biological process: transmembrane transport; monoatomic ion transport. NCBI's taxonomy places the organism in Eukaryota, Viridiplantae, Streptophyta, Bryopsida, Funariales, Funariaceae. Gene Ontology annotation, molecular function: voltage-gated calcium channel activity. The record is from RefSeq and is a predicted model, not a curated record.
UUCUCUAGUACUUUUCAUCUUUCUACGUCCUGUCUCGGUUAGUUUCCGAUUCGAUUCUUUGUUCAGGUUACCUCGAACUGAGCCCAGCAUGUGGUGGUUGGUGGUUGGAUGUCUGUCGAUUGCGCCUUACAUAUUGUUGAGCUCUUUGCAGCCGAGGGGGGUUUGACAGCUUCUAAGAUGAUUCCUUUCAAGGGUAUGCAAUCAAGGAUAUGCAAAGAACAUCCUUAACAAGAAAGAGAUACAACUGGACAGAUGGGUUGGAGGUUAAGCAGUUAGCAAUGGACAUUAAUCAGGACGAGAAGAUGAAGGACAAGGUCUUUGAAGGGUACGACUUGGACCUCGGAGUCCCGUUGCUGAGUGAUUCUGAGAUCAUAGAUAAGCCCAACGACCAAGAGGAUAUUACGGAAGGAACUGUUUCAGACUGCCAUAAUGCCUCACAGCCUUCGGUCGUGCCUAUGGCUGCUGCUCUUGUUGAGCAGGCGAUGCAAGGACGUUGGAUGCCUGUGGAAGUGGUUCAGCACAGAAACUUUGCUAGAGCCAAACAGUCAUUUCUUCUGUACCAUAGACUUUACCCACUCCGGGCGGUUUCCAUUUUUGUGCUGUUGGUUUUGCCCUGUUUUGAGAUCCCAGUAUGGUGUCAGGGACAACUUCCAUAUCCUUGUGGAGACCCGAUGAAGUACCAACUUAGCGGCCUCCCCUAUAUUGAACGAUGGCAAUCAUUGUUGGUUGAGGGUUUGUGUUUAGCGAUGCUGACGUGUUCAGUGGCGUUGCAAUUCUACUACAUGGGUUCCAGUUUCUGGAAUUAUAGUUCAGCGACCUUCAAGAUGGUAUUGUUAAGUGCAUUGAUCCUCAGUGCAGCCGCCACUGCUGUAGGAGAGCUUGAAGUUUUUCAAUUGUCCAUGUAUUUACGUGUUCUCGUACCAAUUGUCUUUACGAGGUCUCUGAGAGUUUGCUUCCGCAUGACGAUACGCAUCAUGCAUACAUUCGCUGACAUUGCUAUGCUGUUAGGGUUGUUUGUGCUGCUCUCAGCAUAUCUUGCGACCUUGAUAUUUCGAGAUACUAUCUCCGAGUAUGAAGACUAUCGAACUGCUUUACUUAAUUUAUUCGUACUCCUUACCACUGCCAACAAUCCGAACGUUUGGGCUGGUGCUUACACCUUCGAUCGCCGAGCAUUCUUCUUCUUCUUCACGUAUCUGGUGGUUGGCUUGUUUUUUCUCAUGAAUCUUGUCUUUACUGUUAUCUACAGCAACUACAAGGCUCAGAUGGUCAAUGAGGUCGAGAAACGGACUACAGCACGCCAACAAUGUUUGAGAGCAGCCUUUAGGAUAUUGGACGUGCGGCAACAGAACUGGAUUGACGGUGCUACUAUGACUGCGCUUUUACAUGCGAUGAGUAGUUACAGUCAGAUUCCCGACUUCCGUAACAACACUCAUGAGGUCUUUUUAGCUCUCGACAAACGAGGUGACUUUAGGAUAUGGCAAGAUGAGUUUGAGGGUCUCUGUGACGUGAUUGCCAUUGAAAUCGAACGUAAAAGUCGCAAGCACCGAAUGCCACGAAGCAGAGUUGCAGAGCUAUCCCGCGUGAUCACUGAAACACGACUCAUUUCAGAACCAGUCCAUGAUCUCAUAUUUUGGAUUCUUACCCUUGCCUCUGUACUGGUUGCCUUUUUUGGAAGUCAGGUGGUCUCUAGUCACAUCAAGAACCAAUUAAUAGUUUCUGAAAUCGUAUUGGUGUGCGUCUUUAUGGUCGAUGCAUUCCUUAAAAUAUUUUCUGAAGGCUGGACUUCGUAUUGGCGCAAAUCUUUGAAUCAAUAUGACUUUCUCCUGACAUGCUCAACGACUAUUAUUCAAACCGCUGCCUACUUUCACCUGGUUGAGCAGCAUUGGGUCUCCAUCCUCCUCCUUGCACGAGGCCUUCGGCUUUUCUGUUUCAUGAGAUUCGUGUCACGCUGGAAUCUCAUGAUACAGACUAUUAUCCACUUGAUUCCGGCUACAGCUCCGGUUGUUGCCCUUCAGCUCAUUGUGUGUACUCUCUUCUCUCUCGCUGGGGUGCAUUUAUUUGGUGGAAAGGUGUACUUGGGGAACCGCCUUCUAGAAGACACAGACUACGCCACUGGCCAGCUAUAUGCGUUCAACUACAACGAUUACGGGUCGGCGAUGGUGACUUCCUUCAACUUGUGCAUUGUAAAUAACUGGUACGUGUUCAUGGACGCAUACGCGGUUGCGACAGGAACUCCUUGGUCUCGAGUUUUCUUCAUAUUCUUCUGGGCCGUCGCAGUAGCGUUCACACUCAACGUUGUGGUGGCGUUUGUUGUGGAAGCCUUCGUUUUCAGAAUGGAGAAAGCUGAAGCUCAGAAGAACAGCCCUAGUCUUUCCAGGUCUAGAUCUAGAUCUGAGUCUCCUAGUCAUGUACGUGGCAAACGACGAGCACUUGGACGAAUGCCUCACAUCUACUCUUGUUAUGACCUCUACGAAGACAUGGCUGUCAAAAGCAAUGCAACGGGACCUGCAACUGGUAAAAUGACAUGAGCAAGUUUCACCUAAUUGAUUCAUUUGCAAACGUGUAGUUCAAUGGGUUCCUGUGCACGUGAGCACUUGGGGUGACUUUGGUGCAUGCCCAUAGCGACAGUGCGUGGUUGUAGAGCCUGAUGACGAAAGAGAUUUGUACAGUAGCAAGUCAAGUAUUCCAAAAGGAAACACAAUGGUGAUCACAUUGGCAUUGCAGUAUCCCUGAGCUGCAUUCGUCUCAGUGAAAGCUUACCAGUGUUUUUGCGACACUCCAUACAGCUCAUUAAGAUCAUCUUACAAAGAGGUUCGAAACUGUAGCUUUCAUUCUGUACUUACUGCCCAGCUAAAUGUGGCUCAUAGUCGAGAUGCGCAACGAUGGCACGAUGCUGAAUGUGUUGAAAAGUUACUAAUGAAGCUUGACCAGUUAAGCCAGAUUUUUCGGGCUUAAAAAUUCAAAGUCGAGUUUUGAUUAUAGAAUCCUUAAUUACAUUCA